ACCGACAGGCACCGCGCAUCCCCCGCACCUCUCCAUCUCGUCCUCUGCUUACCUCCCGCACCCAGCGGAAGGGCGACAUCCCGCUCCGCGCGUGAUGGGGAAGCGAUGGCCCAAUCCCAAGAUGGGAUGUAUGAACAAAACGAACCGUUUUCGGUGAUUCCUAGGAGGCACUUUCAGGGGAGGUAGUUUCUUGAAAUACUUGUGAUGUCACAGAUCCGCAGGGAGUUGCUCUAGUAGCCUCCUGCCAUCCCUGCAGGCGUGACACACGGCGGUGAUCGAUGAGCAGGACAACGUCAAGCUAGGCAGCUCAUCAGCUCUGCCUCAUUUCUGUUGGUUUCAAGGGAAUAGAUCGUCCACCAACCUGCACGCAUUGGGUUGGUCGCAGCCAUGGACGAGUCAGCUGAGACUGCGACAGCGCAUCCCAGUGCGACGGCUAGUUCCGGCACGAACGACGAGCUGGCGAUGGAGACGAUAUCUCUCUCGGAUAAGAUCGACGGGGAAGGCACGGCCUCUGCGACAGAGGACGACGACGGCGACGACUCGCAGGCGACGUCGCAGCUGGCACCGGAGAAGCAGCCGACGGAAGCGAGCGACUUCGACGACAAGUCGGACGACGAAAUGGAGUCGGCGAAGGCGAGCGAGCGCGUGCUGAGCGCGGAGGAGGUGGAGCGCGUGCGAAUGAUGCUGACUAUCGUCGGCGACCGCGAGCGACGGGAACUGGAGGCCAAGUACCCGGAGCUGAAGCAGCAGCCGCUGUCGAGGAACGCGAGCAACCAGGAGGAGGGGGAGGACGACGACGACUCGCCACCUCGCAUCAUCGUUCCCGUCGGACGCGAUCUGCUCGAGGCGUCGUUGGGCGACAACCCCUUCAUGCUGGACUUCGGCAUUCGCAGCUGCGCCUUCUCCUACAGCCACUUCGUCGGCAUGCGCCGAAUCAAAGCCUUCUCGCAGCCCGACGCCUCCGCGCGCUCCUACAUCGCGUCCACGUCAGCCGCGAUUCGCGGCAACGCGGUGGCGAUUAAAGACAAGCUCGAGGAGAACUGGCCCAAGCUGCAGGCGUCGCUCGCCGCCGCCAUCGGCGAGUCCCUGACCGCCACGUGGCAGUGGGUGCAGGAGCACAAGCCGGUGGGGUUGGCUAUUCCGGGGGUGCGGAAGUCGGAGGGGGGGGCUGCGGAAAAAGGGGAGGGUGAGGGGGAAGCGGCGAAGGAGAAUGGCGUGAGCGGGGGGACAGAGGGGGAAGGAGGGGAAGCAGCAGCGGAGGAGAAAGUCGGAGAGACAGAAGGUGAGGGCGCAGCGGAAGAGGGGGCGGAAGCGAGAAGUAAAGAAGGGGCAGAGGAGGUUACAAUUGUGGUUGACGAAAAAGGGGAAGAGGAGAAGGAAAGCGCAGGAGUGAAAGACGGGGAAGGAGCGAAUGCAGCGAAUGGCGAGAGAGGAGCAGGUGAGGGAGAGAGAGAGGAGCACGUGGACGCGAAGGAGAAGGAGCGGAGGGCGAGGGAGGAGGAGAGGCAGGCGAAGGAGGAGGCGGUGCGGAAGGAGGAGGAGGCGCGGCGGGAGCUGGAGGCGCUGGUGGCGCGCAUGGAGAAGUGGGAGAUCCUCUUCCGCAACCCCAGCCUCGCCAACGCGCCCGCGCAGAGUCUGCAGUUCGCGUGCAACGCCGCAGGCCUGGCCCUGGUGCACCAGAAGCUCGCCACGUGGCAGCAGGUGGUGCUCUCCCCCGCCGUGCUGCUCGACGCCUCGCUGGCCGUGAUUGUAGCGAAUGGAGGAACAGUGCCCGAGAACAAGGGCUACCAGCCGUCGUUCCCCUUAGAAGCACAGAAGAGCGACAAGGGAGGGGGGAGGGGAGACGAGGGUGCGGGGAAGGAGGGUCAAGAAGGGGAGGGGGAGGGGAGUGCGAUACGGUGGGGUUCUGCAGUGAUCAGAGGGCAUUACCUGCCCAAGAGAAUAGGGGAGUCGCUGCUGCUCUCACCCCAAAACUUCAUGGCGCUGGCGGUGACUCUGCCUGCUCGCCUGCGCACCUCGCCCUGGAGAUUGCUCUACUCCACUGCCAGGGAUGGCAUCAGUAUGGCAACUCUCUUUCGGAAGAUCAAGGGCAAGGGCGCCUGUCUCCUUGUUGUGCGCGAUUCACAUAAAUAUGUGUUUGGGUGCUUCACCAAUGAGGAAUGGCGUCCCAUGGAUCGGUACUACGGCAAUGGGGAGUGCUUCGUCUUCCAGGUGCAGCCGGAGUGUGUGGCGUACCGGUGGGCGCGCACCAACAGCUACUUCAUGCUCUCCAGCAACGCCAUGCUCGCUGCUGGCGGCGGCAACCACCACAGCCUGCUGCUGUAUGCUGACCUGCUCACGGGCGCCAGUGCGCCCUGUGACACCUUCGGCAGCUCCAUCCUUGCCAGCUCUGAGGAAUUUGAAGUGGCCCAGGUUGAGGUGUGGGGCUUCAAGUGAGCAUCAAGCUUCAAACAACACUAGCCAUUGCAAAGAAUCUAGCACCUUCAAUUCUCAACGCAUGGCGUUGGCAUUGUGUUUGAUGCAGCUUCCCCUGCAUCUCAAGUUUUUGGGGACUCAAUUUGUUUGGGCAUCUUGCUGCCCUAGUAGAGCAGCCAAGUGUUGCGUAUUUAUGUCAUCCCAUUUCCUACUGGAUGGAUAUACGACGGCGGCUCAAAGAAAAUUAGCAAUGUUGAAGUAUGUCAAGGUGAUGGAUAUCCAACGUAA
Messenger RNA from Closterium sp. NIES-67, 2703 nucleotides. The record is from the annotation of a GenBank genome assembly. NCBI's taxonomy places the organism in Eukaryota, Viridiplantae, Streptophyta, Zygnematophyceae, Desmidiales, Closteriaceae.